AAGGAACCAAUCAGAUGUUGUUGCUUGGAUUCCUUUGUCUGGAAGUUUCCAUGUGGAAGCUUCCAGAGUCUUUUCUGUUUGUCUGCAGGCUGAACAGAACUGACUCCUGCAGGAUCAUAGGAACUUUCAGGGAAAUCUCAAAGCAGGAGAAAAGUUUCUGUUUGGAGCUUUUUUCUGUGAUUGUGAGACUAGCAGAUGAUCGGAGCUGCUGCUGUUCAGAGGACUUUGGUGUUUGUUGGAGCUGAAGAUCUUCUGCAGCUGCAGGAACCAUGUCUUCAUUUGCUCAGAAAGAUUCUGACAGAGAACAACUUUCUGCUGCUGAAGAAACCUUCAGACUCUGUGAAGGAACCAUCGUCCAGAAUGAAAAUGAGGAGCUCUGUGGUCAGAGCAGACUGAUGGAUAUCACCUGGAACCCGCAGCUUCAGCUCCACAUUGCAGUCCUUCCCCAGCAUUGGGUGACUGAAGAGGAUCUCUGCAACCAGCAGAGGAACUUCAGAGAGGAACAAGAGGAUCUAGAACCUCCACAGACUAAAGAGGAACUGAAAGAACCAGAACCUCCACAGAUUGAAAUGAAACAGGAAGAAACAGAAACUCAGAUUAAAGAGGAAGAGCAGAAACCAGAACCUCCACAGAUUAAAGAGGAACUGAAAGAACCAGAACCUCCACAGGUUGAAAUGAAACAGGAAGAAACAGAAACUCAGAUUAAAGAGGAACAUGAGAAACCAGAACUUCCAUGGGUUAAAGAGGAGCAAGAAGAACAACAACCUCAGAUUAAAGAUGAACAGGAAAAACAAGAAUCUCCACGAAUUAAAGAGGAACAGAAGAAACCAGAACUUCCAUGGGUUAAAGAGGAGCAAGAACACAUCUGCAUCAGUCAGGAUGCAGAGCAGCUUGAUCUAAAGCAGGAGAUUGAUACCUUGAUGGAGAUUCCUUCUCAUCAGGAAAAUGAUCACAGUGAUAAAAGUUUUAGAGACCUAUCUGGUUUCAGAAGACACGCUAGAACUCAUAAUGGAGAAAAGCCUUUUUAUUGUCAGGAAUGUGAUGAAGGUUUUAGUCAAAUGUCGAGUCUCAACUCACACAUGAAAACUCAUACAGGAGAAAAACCUUUUAAUUGUCAAUGUAAUAAAAGCUUUCGUCAUGCAUUUAGCCUCAAAAGGCAUAUGAGAACUCAUACUGGAGAGAAGCCUUUUUACUGUAAAGACUGUGAUAAAAGUUUUAGUCAAAUGUAUAAUUUCAAAUCACACAUGAGAACUCAUACAGGAGAGAAACCUUUUUGUUGUCAAAAAUGUAAUAAAAGAUUUGGUCAUGCAUUUAGCCUCAAAAGGCACAUGAGGAUGAAAAGAAAACAGUGUGUUCUUGAAUAAAAUGUCAGAGUUUAGUUAAAAUUUGAUUUAUUUGUUUUUGUGAUGUAAUAAUCAUAUUUUCUAAGACAAAUCUUUAGAGUUUCAUUGUCUAUAAGCCACAAUCCUCAAAAUGAAUUACUGCAUGUUUAGGAUUAAUCCAUUUAUAUUUGUAUGAUUCUUUACUAUGUGAGUUUUACUUUUUUAAUAUUUUACCUUUCCAGGAAAUUCAUUUUUUUGUGUAUCUUAACAACUAAAUCUUCAGCUCUGGAAUGACUUUUUCCAGUUUUGAAGAUAUUAUCACUUUUUGUAUAGUUUAUGAAUUCGAUUUUAAAAGACAUGAUGGACAUUUUAAAAGCAUUGCUCAAAUUGUUGGUUUUAUUAGAUUACUUUACAUUUUUUAUUACAAUUUUUCGCUUUAAAAUGUUUGCGUUGACCUUUGUGAUUGUAGUUUAUGCUGAAACAUUGUGUAUGUUGUGUAAAUCUGUGAUACUAUGACAACAUUAAAAACAUUGUAAAUAUUGUCUGACAAGUAUAACGCGAUCUUUGAAGCUUUCAUUAAUAUUUUUUAAAAAAAUGACAACAUUUCGUAGCAAAUGUUGUUGAGUGUGAAGAAAUUAUUAUCUUCAAAUUGUAGUAAGGAAGAGAUGGAUAGUAAAAGACUGUCAUUUCUG
Messenger RNA from Oryzias melastigma (Indian medaka), 2014 nucleotides. RefSeq names its product gastrula zinc finger protein xFG20-1-like. Gene Ontology annotation, cellular component: nucleus. Gene Ontology annotation, biological process: regulation of transcription by RNA polymerase II. NCBI's taxonomy places the organism in Eukaryota, Metazoa, Chordata, Actinopteri, Beloniformes, Adrianichthyidae. The transcript is spliced from 2 exons. The coding region runs from base 270 to 1364 and encodes 364 amino acids. The record is from RefSeq and is a predicted model, not a curated record. Gene Ontology annotation, molecular function: DNA-binding transcription factor activity, RNA polymerase II-specific; RNA polymerase II cis-regulatory region sequence-specific DNA binding.